Molecule: messenger RNA, 5490 nt
Organism: Aspergillus terreus NIH2624
Lineage: Eukaryota; Fungi; Ascomycota; Eurotiomycetes; Eurotiales; Aspergillaceae
Product: putative telomere length regulator protein (Rif1)
Exons: 3
Coding region: 1-5490 (1829 amino acids)
Biological process (GO): telomere maintenance
Cellular component (GO): nucleus
Source: RefSeq, a predicted model, not a curated record
AUGGUGGAGGUCCUCGGUCCUCUGUCUGCUCGUCCACCUACUCCGCCUAGGACAACGUCUCGACCGCUGUCCGAGAAAGAAAAUAUACAGGAAUCACCGGUUGCAGCCCAGACGCCUCGUGAAAAUCCGUUGUCGACCAGUCUACCCAAUGGUGCUUCGUCCAACCGACAAUCCAAGCGGGUGAACUUUUCACCAUGGACCCGAUAUAUCAAACCCCCGUCCUUCACCGAUCCCGCCGCGACGCCCGAGCCCGAGCUCAAAGCGCUUCCUCCUUCAAAUGAAUGCAAACCGGCAAAGUCUAUCCUCAAGCAAACGAGUUCGCCCGUCACAACCCACUCGCCCACUGUUGUGACACACACCCCGGAAUCCUUCGCCAUGCUGUUGGAGUCGAUCACGCAGCAGUUGGCUGGGGAGUCUCUCAGUUCACGGCUUGACGCAUAUAUGCAGUUCUUUGGCGCAUUGAGAGCCUAUGACAAUCUGCCCACGGGGACGGAGAUUGUAGAUAGGCUGGGACUGAUCACGCAGUUCAUUCAGCGAGAUGUCGGCAAAGGGUUCUCAAGUGGAGAGCCAUUACAGAGUAGUCUCGUCGUCCAGGCUCUUAAGCUCGCGAAUUCGCUCUUAUGGGCAAGCGAUGUCGCGCCACACUUAUCGGACGAAUUCAAAGGCUUUCUCGUCGAGCAGUCGAUAAACGGCCUACAAGACGUCAAAGUGCCAAAGUCUCUGCUGGUUCAUUAUCUUUCAAUUUUAACAGCACCAAAUCUCCAUUCGAGAGUGAUGACCGUUUCUCGGCUGGCACGUUUGCUCCCAUCUCUCAUUGACGUGACCGAGCGGACUGGCGGGAAUACUGUCGUUUCGCAACGUCUGACGAUCUACUCGCGCAUUCUCAACCACUCAAAGCAGCUGUUCAUUUCUCACGCGCAUGCCUGGAUGGAUCAUCUCGUGUCCGGAUGCCUGCAUCAUAUGAAAGACAUCCGAUUAAAAGCCAUCGGUCUGGGGUUCCAAAUAGCUAACGUGUAUGGACCGAAUGCGAUCCUUUCAAAGAGCAUCUACGACAUCUUUGACCGGCCCAUGGAUAAUGAUAAUGAGAGAAAGCUCGCAGCGGAAAUAUGUGAGCGCAUGCUCCGGAUGAUGUCGGACCCUGACAGUGGUGUACAUGUUCCUCAAAUCUGGAGUGUCAUGAUCCUGUUCCUGAGGAACAAGCGAGUGUCUAUCGAUCACUGGGAGCACUUCAGAGAGCUUGUCCUUGUUCUCCAACGAUGCUUCAACUGCAGUGAAUCUAUGAUCCGGGCCCAGGCUAUUAUCGCUUGGAACCGGUUCGUCUCCGUUGCGAGUCCUGGCGAUACAACAAAUCUUGCAUUGCUGAAGAUGCUGGGAAAACCGAUAUUAUCGCAGUUUGAACGAAAGAAGGACAAGCAGAACGCAACGCCUAGUGGAAUAGUAUGGUCCAGUUACCACAAUCUCCUGUACUACGCAUUCCGACCCGCCGUGCCUUAUCACCAUCUCGACACUGUAUGGGAAGAGUACAUCGCCUUACCUUCUGCUGUACCAAACCCAGUGUUGACUUUGGGCACUCGACUUGCCUAUGUGCUGUCUAAUAUGUUCUGGAGUUCGCAAGUGAGAGUGUGGACUGUGAACAAAGCCAACGAAACCCACAAGCUUGCGCCUGAGGAACUACCAACGCUUGAUCCGAAAUGGCUCCGUUCGAGAAUUACCCGUGUUCUGAAAGUUUUAGAAGCCAUUUUCAGAUCAUCUGUCUGGGCGAACGAGAUCGAGAGGUCGAAGAUCGCAUUGACUUGGGUCAAUCUAGGUAAAGCUUUGUCUCACGCAUCGAGUAAAGAGAUUACGCCGUCUCCAGACUCAAUGCAGGCAGUGGCCCAUGUGCUUAGUCUUCUCCAGCGGCUCUGGAAGGCAGGCCCUGCGUCGCUAAAUGCCGCCGAAGACAAGACCAUGGACAAAUUCUUUGACCGAUUCCGUUUCUUAUCGACAACCAUGAUCUGUUCGCUUGGCAGUAUCCCAUUCACCGAGAAGCUCUUCAUGAAAACGGCCGAUGAGUCUUUUCAAGCCGCAAGCACCCCAACACACCGGCAUCCGAGAGCAAGCUCCAACGUGGAUAGUCCCAUCGUGCACCUGCUUCGGUUGAUCAGUGAAGCCCCAGGAGUCCCGGAGCCUACGCCCGCGUACCGGCGUCUAGUGAAUGAUACACUGCAAGCUGCUUGUAACGGACGAAACUCUAGAGGAGCCCGCUUGGAGCUGCUCAGACAGUGCGCAGAACUGUACCCAGAGGGACAGAUCGACUGCCCUGGACCGAGCAGCUUUGCUGGGAUAGUGUGGCAGUCAACUGCGCAGCUAGCUGCGGAUACCCUUCGCUCUUAUCCAGUUGAAUCGGCUCGCGCGCGUGAUGGGUCUGCGUCGCGUGACUACGAGAAUAGCGUGAAGAUUCUCUCUAGAGGGUUGAAGUUUUUGAACGCUAUUCAAGUCUGGGAUCAGCUCGUCGAUUCCCUGGUCCGUGUCGUCAAGACUGAAAAGAGUGAUCGCGAGAUAACAUCAGCAGUUGUUGAGCCUCUUGCGCAGUCUUUGAUGGCUUCAGGUGUGCAGGAAUCCUAUUUAUCAUUGUCAUCACUCCUGAACCAUUCCCUUUCCAUCACCUACUUUCAUCAGGACGUGGAGUCGGAAAAUACCACACAUCCUACCACAGCCAAAAUAUCUUCACCCAACAACCUGUGGGGAUUGCUCAAUCGCGCUCUUCACGAAUCCUACGAGAGAUUCAAUCCAGUGGAGAAUGCCGGCAUCGCAGACUUCCUCGAAGCCUUGACAUCAUUUCUGGGAUCAGGUGUUGUGGCUUUCCGUUGUGCGACACUGGAAAGUCUCCAACAGUCCCUUGCUUUGUGGCUCAAGGAUGAACUGCGGAAAAUCAAUCUUGAAAGUGGCGUGGAAAGCAGGAUCCUUACGGCUUACCGAGCUCUUUCCUCUGCUGUCCUAAAUAUAUUGCAGCCCUCCUCUCCCCAGGAUACCAAUCGCUUGCACAAACAGCAGCUCCUUAUCUGUGCGGGCUUGGAAUCUUCUCACAUGUCUGUCGCGAAGAGGUUCGUUGACUUCUGGAAUUCCACAUUUGGCCAACAGGACGCCUUGCCGUGUCCGGAACUCGUUUCUCGUGCCUUGAGUAGUCUGGAGUCGCGUAUCAAACAACAGAAGCCGGCGGAAGAGGAGCCAAAGGCUAUUUCUGAGAACGGUCCCCCUGAGGCCUUGAAUCAAAUAGAAGAUCGAGCGGACAUGCACGAGAAAUCGCACAUCGCCUUCAUUUUAGACAGCACGCGAGAUACUUCAGGCCCAGACACUUUCAAUUCGUCUCCUAUCACUAAGGAUUCGGCCCCAUUGCCAGCAUCAUUGGAACAGCCAAGUAACUUGCAGCCGCCAUCCCCUGCAGUCGACGACACUCCUGAGCAGAUCAGCAAUGACGGCACCCAAAUUCCGCUGCCAGCUGUUGGAGAACCUAAAAAGCGCAGCGAAGUGUUUUCGAUGAUCGAGAAUCUCCGGUCAUCGUCUCCCGCGAACACGCCUCGAGAGUUUGAAUUCAUGACACCUCCUCACCUGCGCAAUUUGCGUAAUCCGGACCGUGGUACUCCUCAGACUCCGACACUACCCGCUGUUGGGAAUGACCACGAAGAUGGAUUUCUUGGAUCUUCGCCUACUCCUGGUACCAGAGACAGGGCACAGGCGGUCCGAUCAGGGCUUCCUCAGUCAUGGAAUGUCUCAACAGAGGGGCAAACCGAUCCUCCUUCGUCCCCUCCGGAAGUUCAGUCACAGUCUCAAGAUGCUAAUGAUGAAUCUGCUUCGCUAAAUGGUUCCGCAUCUAGAAACAAAGAGUCUGCCAGUAAAAGGUCCAAGCGAACCCCAGCAUCCAACAACAAGAAAUCGAAGAGAGCCCAAUCUCUUCGAAAGGACACUUUCAAAAAUACUCGUUCCAAACAGCGCGAAGGGACUCCUCUCAUUAAGCGACUCCGUUCGUUCAGCAGCAAAACUCCAGCAACCGGUUCAUCACCUAGGCGCGAGGAGCAGCUGGAGAGAUCUCCUGUCAAGGACUCGUGCGCAAACACGCCGCCUAAAGAAUCCACACCCAGCUCUUCCAAGAAACCAAACAGUUCGAAAUCAUCUGCCAAGAAAAGGGGAAAGACCGUUAACCUUACGGGAGAUUUUCCGAAGAUCGAUUUCGGAUUGGACGAUACUAUUGCAGAUUCUUUCAGUGACGACAUGGAGACUCAGCUUGCUUCUCAGCUCGAACAAGAUCUGGAGUCUGCGGUGGACUCCAAUGCGAGGUCCGACAGCCAGGCCUUGGAAACGCAAAGUCAGCCUCCUGUCACAAGGAAGAGAAAACGGGAAGUUGAUGGGUUCGUGACGCCUACCAACAAAGAACGACGACGGUCGUCGCGGUUUUCCUUCCACAAGGAUGACCCCAUAUUUGAUGAUCCAGAGGCUCUUAUCAGCAGUCGCAGUGGCCGGUCCAAGAAACAGCUUCUAUCUACGACUGAUGACCAGGCUCUGGCGUCGCCGGUUGAACCGAACCCGAAGAAGAGAAGACGGCAAUCGAAGGGCGAUAUUACUGAAGUGGAGGAGCUCCAUUCUGCAAAUGCUGAGCAGCAAAUGGCACCUUCACCUGCCAAAGGUUCGUCAAAGAAACGACGUCAAUCGAAGGGAACACCCAAAACCACCGAGGAGGCCAAAUCUACAAACAACCAGAAGGACAUUGGGGAAGGCCAGACGACUUCUCAGAACACCGAACUAUCAUCCCAACAGCAGAAGCCCUCGGAGUCAAGCGAUGCACGGCCCACUGGCGAAGGGCAGACGAGCCAUCAAUCAUCAGCUAUAUCCUCAUCCCAGAAGCGAAGAUCCUCUCGUCUCAGUAGCCAAGCCGCUCCUGUGUCUACGGAUGAGCUUUCUGCUCCUACGAAGCCGACUUCUAGUCGCUCGCGCAAGCAAAAUGCGAGGGAGCAGGAACUUCUACCCGCCGCCGAUGCUGCGGGAGACACAAGGACCCCAUCUCAAGAUGAUCAGCUUGGAGACAAGAAGGCGUCGACAGAACAACCCAUGGAAAAGCCCACGGUCCUUUCAUUGAGUCAACCCAGAGGGCAAUUCACUCCCCGGUCUGAGGACAUUCUCAUGCAAGACGCCGACACAGUUGUUGACGCUACUCCUGUUCCAGCCUUUGAGGCAGAGAAACAGACGGAGAAGCAGACCAACACGCCCAUGGAUGAGCUCUCAGAGGGAACGAAGAAACAGUCUUCGAAACAAAUCGGAUCCCUCACAAGUCAAACCACCAACCUUCCCGAGACACAAGCAACACCCAACAACCUGGGAAUCAUAGCCUCCCUGCAGAAAAUAUUGGAUGAUGCAAAGUCUGCCACCUUGGACCGCAGUGCACUCAAACAGAUCGAUGAUCUGCUGUUCGAUAUUCGAGUGGAAGCCCACGAGGCGCUGAGGAGGAAUAUAGGUUGA